This is a messenger RNA of Suricata suricatta (meerkat), 1223 nucleotides long. It is a transcript of the gene AP3S1, whose product is annotated as adaptor related protein complex 3 subunit sigma 1. Gene Ontology annotation, biological process: Golgi to vacuole transport; intracellular protein transport. The coding region runs from base 1 to 624 and encodes 207 amino acids. The transcript is spliced from 6 exons. NCBI's taxonomy places the organism in Eukaryota, Metazoa, Chordata, Mammalia, Carnivora, Herpestidae. The record is from RefSeq and is a predicted model, not a curated record. Gene Ontology annotation, cellular component: membrane coat; intracellular membrane-bounded organelle; AP-3 adaptor complex.
AUGCCGAAUCCCAUGGCUCCUUCCCCCCAAAACUCUUUCAGUCUCAUGACGUCAUCCCCAGCGCGCUAUCCACAAGAAGAGAAAUGUAAUCCUAACAUUAUUCUUUCUCAGAGUGAAGAUACACAGCAGCAGAUCAUCAGGGAGACAUUCCAUUUGGUAUCUAAGAGGGAUGAAAAUGUUUGUAAUUUCCUAGAAGGAGGAUUGUUAAUUGGAGGAUCUGACAACAAACUGAUUUAUAGACAUUAUGCAACAUUAUAUUUUGUCUUCUGUGUGGAUUCUUCAGAAAGUGAACUUGGCAUUUUAGAUUUAAUUCAAGUAUUUGUGGAAACGUUAGACAAGUGUUUUGAAAACGUCUGUGAACUGGAUUUAAUUUUCCAUGUAGACAAGGUUCACAAUAUUCUUGCAGAAAUGGUGAUGGGGGGAAUGGUAUUGGAGACCAACAUGAAUGAGAUUGUUACACAGAUUGAUGCACAAAAUAAACUGGAGAAAUCUGAGGCUGGCUUAGCGGGAGCUCCAGCCCGUGCUGUAUCAGCUGUAAAGAAUAUGAAUCUUCCUGAGAUCCCAAGAAAUAUUAACAUUGGUGACAUCAGUAUAAAAGUGCCAAACCUGCCCUCUUUUAAGUAAAAAAUAAAAUAAAAAGGCCACUCCCAGGUAAAAUCCAGGGGGAAAAGUCAUCUAAGUUUACCAUGCAGUUGUUUACCAAAAAUAGAGGAGGAGAGUCUUAACUUUUGCUCUUGGAUUGAAGUCAAGGUACUGUAGAGAAGUUGUGUAAAAUCGGUAUGGAAGUUCAAUGUUGCUUUUCCUGCUCAGUGAUUUUGAAGAAAUGGGGUAGUUCCAGUGUGAUAUUUCGCUUUCUUUUCUAAACUGCAUUCCUGUGCCCACGUCAGGCAUGCCUCUCUGUAUUGGCUACUUACUACUACAGUAUUUCAGAACGUGUUUGAGACAUUCCUUUCAACUCUGUACAAUCCGAAAUGUUGGUGUUGUGUAUGGAUCACAAGUGCAGCGUCCCAUCGUUCUUUCUGUUACUUGUCACACUUGUUAUUUAAAGAAUCAAGUAUGUAUUGCAUGAAAACAUUAUGACCUUUUUCUCUUAGUUUAAAUAAACUCCAAGGUAACUGGACUUCUAAAGCACCUUUCUGUUUGCCUGAUAUCUACUUUAGCAAUAAUUUUUUUACAACCCUCUGACUCAACAAAGUAAAUAAAGUAUAUUUUAUCACUGUUAA